Molecule: messenger RNA, 693 nt
Organism: Naegleria lovaniensis
Lineage: Eukaryota; Heterolobosea; Eutetramitea; Acrasida; Naegleriidae
Exons: 4
Coding region: 1-693 (230 amino acids)
Biological process (GO): small GTPase-mediated signal transduction
Molecular function (GO): GTP binding; GTPase activity
Source: RefSeq, a predicted model, not a curated record
AUGACAGACGAUGAUUCACAAGAAGAAGGCAACUAUGAUCAAAUCAAAUGUGUAGUCGUUGGUGAUGGUGCUGUCGGUAAAACAUGUCUAUUGUUAUCAUACAGUAACAAUGAAUUUCCAGAUGAAUACAUUCCAACCAUUUGUGACAAUUAUAGUAGCAAUGUGGAAUUUAAAGGCCACACAGUAUCACUCGCUCUGUGGGAUACAGCGGGUCAAGAAGAAUAUGAUCAAUUAAGACCACUCUCCUAUCCUGAUACAAAUGUAUUUCUGGUGUGUUUUAGUGUUGUAAAUCCAAGCUCAUUAGAAAAUGUGAAAUCGAAAUGGAUUCCAGAAUUGAAACAAUCAUGUCCAGAUACACCCAUUGUAUUGGUUGGAACUAAAAUUGAUUUGAGAGAUGAUCCUGAACUUCGAAAAAAACUCUCACAAAAAGCAACAGCACCCUACACGGAGAAGGAAGGUGAACAAAUGAAAGUGGAAAUUGGUGCAGCUUUUUAUAGAGAGUGUUCAGCCAAGACCAUGCAAGGACUUGCUGAAGUAUUUGAAUGUGUCAUUGAGGCACAUUAUCAGAAUUUGUUAGCUAAAAAGGAAUUGGAAUCAUCCAGUGGAGGUAAUGGUAGUGGUGGUAAUGGUACAAGAAAGGGCGGAAAGGGAUCAAAAGGUGAUAAAAAGAAGAAGGAUUGUUUGAUCAUGUAA